Gossypium raimondii (Peruvian cotton) is the source of this 1559-nucleotide messenger RNA. RefSeq names its product hydroxyproline O-galactosyltransferase HPGT1. Lineage: Eukaryota; Viridiplantae; Streptophyta; Magnoliopsida; Malvales; Malvaceae. The transcript has 12 exons. Gene Ontology annotation, cellular component: Golgi membrane. Gene Ontology annotation, molecular function: hexosyltransferase activity. The record is from RefSeq and is a predicted model, not a curated record. The coding region runs from base 212 to 1246 and encodes 344 amino acids.
AAAAAUUUCAAAUCAAGAUUCAAUUUUUUUUUUUUGGUUUCAAUAAAUCCAGAUUCAAAUUCAAGAUUACGUAUGUCUUCUUCUCCUUCAUUUUUAUCGUCAACCUCGUUUAAUUCCUGCAGGUCUGCUUCUUAAAUUACAAAAAAAAAAGGGAUUUUCAUUUAAUCCUUUUUUAUAUAACGUGGAUCGUCGAGAAAACGAGUAAGCGAAAAUGCGUAGCCGGGGAUCGAGUAACCGGCUAUCUAACUCUGGUGGCUCUCCUUUUCGUUCUAGAAUUUCUGCUUUGCUUCUCGCCAUGUUCGCUACGAUGGCUACGGUUUACGUCGCCGGCCGGAUGUGGCAGGAGGCAGAGAGCAGAGUAUAUUUAAUUAAAGAACUUGAUAGGAGAACUGGUCAGGGUCAUUCUUCUGUAUCUGUUUCUGAGACACUAAAGAUCGUUACCUGCAAGGAGCAAUUGAAAAAAUUAUCAGCCAUUCAGAUGGAUCUAGCUGCUGCUAAGCAAGAAGGUUAUGUUUCGAAGGAGCACUCGGGAAAUGAUGGUACUCGUUCUAAGAAAAGGCUUUUAGGUGUUAUUGGUAUCAUCACAACAUUUGGACGAAAGAAGAAUAGAGAUGCAAUUCGGAAGGCAUGGAUGCAAUCUGGUGCGGCUUUGAGAAAACUGGAAGAAGAGAAGGGAAUUGUUGUGCGAUUCGUAAUAGGAAGAAGUGCAAAUCGUGGAGAUAGUUUGGACAGGGAGAUCAAUGAUGAACACAGCCAAACUAAUGACUUCAUUAUUCUGGAUGAUGUGGAGGCACCUGAGGAACGUUCAAAGAAGAUAAAGUUAUUCUUUGUUCGUGCUGUAGAGAGCUGGGAUGCAGAGUUCUAUGUUAAGGUCAAUGAUGAUGUUUAUGUUAAUAUUGAUGCUCUAGGAGCUAAACUUUCUGCUCAUUUGGACACGCCUCGUAUUUAUUUGGGGUGUAUGAAAUCGGGAGAAGUUUUCUCUGACCCGACCCACAAAUGGCAUGAACCUGAUUGGUGGAAAUUUGGUGAUGGAAAAUCAUACUUUCGGCAUGCUUCGGGCGAAAUAUUUGCUAUUUCACGAGCUUUAGCACAGUUUAUCUCAAUUAAUAAGUCUCUUCUUCAGGUCUAUGCACAUGAUGAUGUGAGUGCAGGGUCAUGGUUUAUUGGGCUUGAUGUGCAACACGUUCACGAGGGGAAAUUUUGCUGCAACACCUGGUCUACAGGUUCAGUAUGUGCAGCUGUCUGAUUCGACUAACCGGAUUUACGUCAGCACCAUUUUUAUAUAAAGAGAGUCCAUUCUUUUUGCAUUUUGGGAGUGUGGAAGUGCCAAAAUUAUUGACAUGGAAGAUUUCAGUCAGAAAUGAUUCUUUUAAUUCAAUCCUGGUUCUUCCAAGUUCUAACUGAUGUACAUGCAGGCCAACAUACUUAUCAUUCUUAGAAGGCACAUUAUUUUUUUCCCUUUUGUUGAUGUAUUAUAGCUCUGUAUAUUUUAAGUUCAAUCUUUAGAUUUGAUUGAUAAAAUUUUCCAAUAUUUCAGAUAAAAAAUGAAGAGUUCUCUA